Molecule: messenger RNA, 1158 nt
Organism: Talaromyces marneffei
Lineage: Eukaryota; Fungi; Ascomycota; Eurotiomycetes; Eurotiales; Trichocomaceae
Exons: 2
Coding region: 1-1158 (385 amino acids)
Source: RefSeq, a predicted model, not a curated record
AUGUCAACAUCCAACCUCACUUCGCUCCUUACAUGGGGAAAUCUGAAAUCCCUCCUCCUCUUCUUCGGACCUUUUAUCCUGCCUCGCCUCAUCAACUACUACCGCGGCCUUCGAGUCCAACUCGCACAUCGCCCACCUCCACGACCCAUACCAAAUGAUGCAAACCGAGCGCUCAACCUUCUAUUCGGAGUUAUCGUCGUAUUCCUCACGUUAAGCGUGCCGUCCAAUCCAUAUUCCCCAACGCCAAACAUAUUCACACAGACUGGAUCUCGAAUCAAUACUCCUACCGAUGUCAUAUUUGCUCGCUUGACACGACACCGACCCGAUAAUGUGCUGACCGAUUAUGAUAAACUGUUGCGAGGAAACUUGACUACCAUCGCGCAAAAGAAGAUUUACUUGCGAUUCGGCCCCGAUGCGCUUUUAUCCUGCCAGUUCUGCAAUUUGGAGGACUCUUUCUCGUAUCUUCUAUACUACCUACCGCUUAACACACUGGUGCCUCAUUUGGUUCAUUUAGCUAUCAUCGGUAUAGUGACAUCGGCUCCAUUUGCGGGCAUCGAAGCGGGUCGAUGGCGGUCAUGGUUUACAUAUGCCGCGCUGGGGCUAGCUUGUUUUGACUGCUAUGUCAUGACUUCAUACGAUCCCAUCGCAGCUGCCUCUCCGGCUGUUCGUGCGGGUCAAAUCCCUCCUUUGAGUCUCUAUACCAGCAUGAAUAUGAUUAGAUUCUUAUCCUUGACGGUCUUCGACGCCGUCUGCGCUGCAUUGAUCUACAUCUCCGCCACGCAUCGAUUCUUUUAUAGUCCGCCUUCGCCCAACGACCAGAUCAAUCAGGCUCUUGCGGCUGCUACAGCGGCAUUGGCCAGCGCCAAUUCGAAACUACAUGGCUUGAGCGUGACUCGGAAUGCGGUUGUGUGCGAUCAGUCGCUCAAGGCUCGCGAUGACUGGUACUGGAGGACGGCGGUGGCGAUGGAAGGAUCAGGCGAUGCGAACGGUGCUGACGGCGGAAGUAUCUGGGAGGAGGAAGAAGUCGCUCGGGCUAUGUCGCAAGUGAUGAAUGGUCGAAACCGCGGUCGGAAAUUGGAUAUGGCCCAGCUGGGGGUUAAUGCUGGUGAAUAUGUGGAUAAGAUCACUGCUGGGUUAGAGAAUGGCCCUUCGACUUAG